This is a messenger RNA of Solea solea (common sole), 588 nucleotides long. Its product is annotated as hemoglobin subunit beta-A-like. The coding region runs from base 58 to 504 and encodes 148 amino acids. Lineage: Eukaryota; Metazoa; Chordata; Actinopteri; Pleuronectiformes; Soleidae. The transcript is spliced from 3 exons. Gene Ontology annotation, biological process: hydrogen peroxide catabolic process; oxygen transport. Gene Ontology annotation, cellular component: hemoglobin complex; haptoglobin-hemoglobin complex; blood microparticle. The record is from RefSeq and is a predicted model, not a curated record. Gene Ontology annotation, molecular function: peroxidase activity; organic acid binding; haptoglobin binding.
UGUGAUCAGAUAUUUUUGUUUUAGCAUCAAAAAAACAGAAAACCUUUACUCGUCAACAUGGUUGAGUGGACAGACAAAGAGCGUGCUGCCAUCAAGAGCGUGUGGGACAGUAUUGAUGCAAAAAAGGAUGGCGCCCAGGCUCUGAUAAGGGUUUUGAUUGUUUACCCGUGGACUAAGAGAUACUUCAAGGAAUUCGGCGACCUGUCCACCAACGCCGCCAUCGCCGCGAACGCCAAGGUUUCUGCGCAUGGCGCCAGAGUCCUGAGCGAGCUGGAAAAAGCCGUGAAUAACUUGGAUGACAUCAAGAAUACAUAUGCCAAGCUGAGUGUGAUACACUCUGAGAGGCUCCAUGUGGAUCCUGACAACUUCAGACUUCUUGCUGAGUGCAUCACAGUGGUUCUCGGAGCCAAGUUUGGCCCCUCCGUUUUCACCCCUGAUAUUCAGGAGGCCUGGCAGAAGUUCCUGUCUGUGGUGGUGUCUGCCCUGGGCAGACAGUACCACUAACCACUGAAGCUCCAAUGGUCACCAGCAAAUAAUGACCUUUAAUUGCAGUGUUGUCAAACACCAAAUAAAACACAACUGAAUACA